ACUAUUGAACGUCUAGCCCAGGAUCAUAUGACAUCCUAAUCCACAGAAACUGAAAAGAAAUACCAUGUGGUUAAAUUUUAUUCACAGAUUUUCUUCAUCUCUGUGAUUUUUAGUUCCAACAUAGCCCUGGAAAGAUAAAAUUCUCUCCAGCUUUAUGUUAAUCAGAAAAGUAGAUAUUGCAGGAACCAAUGUGUUGACUUUAGUCACUAUUUGUCUACAUUUCCUAAGGCAAAGUUGUUUUGUUUGCUUUUUUUAAACUAAGAAGCAGAACAAAACAAAGAUUACACUUUUCCCCCAUUUAUUACAAUAACUCUGUUUUUCAUGUUGGAAAGAAAUAAAAAGGUUAAAAUUAUACUUAUAGAAAGCUUUUCUAAAGCUGUUCCUUUAUGCUUCAAAUGACAAAAAACAGGCUAAAGAUCUGACCCACACAUAGCUGUAUUUUAUUGAGGAACGUCUCAGUUAUUUAAUGGCUUUAUGGUUGUCUUCUGUAUUUGGUUUUGUGUUGAUUGGAUGGAUUUUAUAGUUUGACGUAUUUCCUAUUGGUGAGGAACUGUAAAGAUUGCAAUUGGGAUACCUAUAAACGUAGCCACUGUUAUAAUACAGUAGAUAAAUAGUUUGGGAAUUUAGACAGAACAAACACAGCAGGCCUUCAGAUAGGCGGCUAAUACAGGUGGGGGAAUGACGUUUUUAUUUACUUAUUCCUACUUGAAAAAAGCCCUGUUCUUCAAAUUAAAAGUCACCAGCAGUGAAAGAAGAAAAAGAAAAGUUUUUUCGGGGACAAACGGUGUUAUUUAAAUGGGCCAACAUCGUCCCCUGUUGGCCAGGCUGCGAGUUGGUAAGCAAGUCGUUGCUAGGUGGAUCAAAGCAGUCUCUGAUUGGCUUUUGCCUUCAAACUUAGCCAAUCAGCGUUACGUUUGGAGCACGGUUCCUUCUUGUUGUGAAGCGUCUAGAUACAAGGAAACUGCAAGCAGCCAUCCUUGUUGAAUUUAGUUAGCUUACGCAUUUUCCUUUCUCGGCGAAUUAUAAUUUCUGAUUUAAUUGUAAAGCUGUUUUAUUGAAAGAAUACUUCGCAAAAGCAUUAAAUAACAUUAACCUAUAUAGUAGACGGCAACUGUAAAACGUAUUUCCAGUAUGUUAAGAUUUAGCUUUAGGAGGGAGAAAGACAAGGAGUUUAAGCAUAUAGCUCAUGGUUUGAUCCCUGCUGCCUCCAUUGCUCCCAAACCAGCCGUACCUCGUACCCCUCCCCCUCGCAGCCCAAACCCUUCACCUGAGAGACCCAGGUCAGCUUUAGCAGCAGCCAUUUUAUCAUCCUCACUCACUGGACAGACAUGGGCCAUACCUCCUGCCCGGCUGAUGUCUUUAUCCGAGAGUGGUCAAUCAGAAUCCUUCACAUCUGAGCCAAACAUCAGCACAGCACUUUACACAAGAGACAGAUGGUCAGAAGAUUUGGUUAGCCGGCCACGUCUGUCCUCUCCUGACCAGUCAGAGGGGGAGUUGGAAGACAAGGAACAGGAAGUGGUGGAUGAAGAGGACGGGGAGGAACAUGUCUACCACACUCUGGACCGAAGGCAGAAUUCUUCACUCACCGAAUCUGUCUAUGCUCUGCCACUAAAAUCUAAGUCUGUCUUCAAGUCCUCUACACCCCUGCCAACUCAGACUUCUGGCAGAAGAGAGUCUUCACCAGAUUUCACUGAGGAGACCAGUGGCCAAUCCCCAGAACCCAAAGAGAAGAAAAUGUCUGUGAGGAAGACUCUUGAAAAUUGGAAAGAUGAUGUUCCAACAACACCGACCAUUUUCACUGCUGGUCACCCCAGGCAAGCAAGCCAAGCCAAAAGCCCCAAAGACCUCCGUGAGCUUCCUCCAGAACCCAGCAAUACAUACAGUGAACUGCGGAAGAAGGUAGUGAGGGACCGUCGGGAAAAGAACACAAGGAUGGUAGACAAAGAAAAGCUACUAGAGGAGAGACUGCAGCGCCUGGAACGGGAGAUUAGUGACAGCAAAGCCUUCUCAAACCAGAGGUCCUCUGCAGGCAGCCAAGCAGAGCUGCAGAAUUUGAGGCAACAUGCUCAGGAGCUGGUUGAUGAAAACGAUGCCCUCAAACUGACAGUUCACCGUCUGAAUGUGGAGCUGAGCCACUACCAGGCGCGGUUCAGACCACUGUCCAAAGAAGAGCACUCCAAAGUCAGUGGCUUACCAAACACGGGGUCUCCUCCUCCAUGGCUGGUCGACAUGAAGUAUUUAUCUCCUCUACUGCUGGCUUAUGAAGACAGAAUGAAUGAGAAAGAUGCCAUUCUGCAAACCACUGAGGAAAACAUGAAAAAGUUGCAUUUUCAAUUAGAGGAAGUCAUUAAAGAAAAUGAGAAACUCCAUGAUGAAAUUACCACGACCGGAGCGGUCAAUCAGAAAGACUGUUAUCAAAUUCAACAACAGGCCGUUCUGGUUUUGCAGGAGAACCAGGAUCUCAUCAAUCAACUCGAGGAGCAGCAUGCUGAGGCCAAGGCCACUCACAGCAGACAUAACACUGAAGUGGCAAAAGUGUCUAAGAAACUGAUGUUAUUAGAAGUGGAAAACCAGCGUUUGGAAGGGGACCUGGAAGAAUGCAGGAGGGAGGUGCAGAAAAAUAAGAAGGAGCUUCAAGUUCUGCAGGCCCGCCUAAAGGAUGCAGUCACCUGGGACGAACACUGCAGCAUUGCUGGAAAACUGAGAAGACAACUGGAGCAGCAUGAGAGCAGAAGUAAGGGUGAAAUUGACAAACUGCUUCUGAGAGUAUCUAACCUCCAGGAGGAGAACAGGAUUCUAGCUCUGGACAAAGCCCAGCUAACUGCAAAAACAAGGGCAAUGGAGGCUGAGCUGGAGCUCUCCAGGCAAUCCAACAGGAAGGCUGAAAGAAGAAUGAGUAUGUUGAAGCAACAAAAGGAAGAGUGUGUGUUGAAGGAGGAAAAGACACGGCACUACCUGGGAGCUGUCAUUUCUGUGGCAGAACACAUUUCCCAGGAGAGAGACCAACUAUUACACAUGGCAUCAUCUCUUCAGCAGGAAAAGCAGAGAUUCAUCAGCAGGAUUCUCAGUGGCACAGUUCGAUUUGGAAAACUACAAGAAGAAGUCAAAGUGUACCGGAGCCAGGCGUCAACCAGACUGGCAGCGUUGGAGGAGGCGGUGGAGGGAAGGACAGUGUCUUACCAGACGGAGAUCCUUCACCUGCAGACGCUGCUGAGAGAAAGACAGGAGGCAGAGGAGAAACUGCUGCAGUCCAAACGGGAGAUAGAGGAAGAGCUGGAGGUGGUGUGGGAGGCAGCAACAAGGGAGAACCAACAGAUGAGGGAGACUCUUUUGGAUUCCAAACUCACUGGGGACCUCCACAGUUGGCCUGCUCAUGCUCCAGAUGAGAUCACUACAUCCUCCCAGCAGCAGCAGCACAAGCAUGGGCUGGAUUUCUAUUGCUGAAAUACCUAGAGCAAUAACCUGCAGGUGUGCCUGUCUGCUCAAAAUAGACUGUUCAGAUAACUGUCAACUUGUUAUAGUCAUCAUGUCAGCCUGCAGACAUCCAGCAGCUUGCCUUUGUGUCAGUUUGUUGUGCUAUCUGAGUGAUACCUGAAAUCUGUCUGGUGGAUGGAAAUAUUUGCAAUACAUGGACAGAAACAGUAUUCACUUAACACAGUCAAGCUGGUGAGGAAGACUUGGCUUGGGCACUAGUGAUGGAAAGAAAAGCAUCUUGGAUAACUUUUAUUUCUAGAAGUGAAUGACUUUUGUAUAUUUUUGCAUAUAUUUGUAUUUUUUAAAUUAUUAUUCUCAGGGUUUUAUAAAACAUGCAAAGUAUAGUGCCAUACAGGAUAGUGAAGAGUUGCAAGUGGCACUCUGUGGUUAUUACUUUUUUUGUUGCUAAGCGAAGGUUGCCAUCUGCUGGACAAAUGUAGUAACAGCAUUUUUUACUGUCAUGUAUUUGCGGGUCUACAUUUUAUACAAUGAAUGAGAAAUGCUUUCCUGACACUGUUUGAAUCCCACAAAAUUAAAACGACAAAAGGGCACAAUUUUAUUUUCAUGUAUAAUUGUGCAUAUAUACGCGGUUAUUUACAGACUUUUUACAGACCUUGUUUUGGACUUGCAGUUGUAUUUUCAUUACACAAACAGCAAUGUACUGACCCUUCAGAUACCAUGUUAAUAAUAAAGAAGUUAUUUCUUUUC
Messenger RNA from Haplochromis burtoni (Burton's mouthbrooder), 4182 nucleotides. RefSeq names its product centrosomal protein 89 (gene cep89). Gene Ontology annotation, cellular component: ciliary transition fiber; centriole. The coding region runs from base 1132 to 3444 and encodes 770 amino acids. NCBI's taxonomy places the organism in Eukaryota, Metazoa, Chordata, Actinopteri, Cichliformes, Cichlidae. Gene Ontology annotation, biological process: cilium assembly; chemical synaptic transmission; mitochondrion organization. The record is from RefSeq and is a predicted model, not a curated record. The transcript is spliced from 18 exons.